Messenger RNA from Perca fluviatilis (European perch), 1945 nucleotides. RefSeq names its product epithelial membrane protein 2-like. Gene Ontology annotation, cellular component: plasma membrane. Bases 154 to 642 code for a protein of 162 amino acids. The record is from RefSeq and is a predicted model, not a curated record. Lineage: Eukaryota; Metazoa; Chordata; Actinopteri; Perciformes; Percidae. The transcript is spliced from 5 exons.
GGUGUGGACUUAAAAAGAGGGCUGGGUAAAAGUGGGCGGACGGGUAGUUCCUAGUGUUUGUGCAUUUAGACUCCGAGUCUGAAAUUAGUGAUCUUGAGAGCAGAAGGAAUUAGACCUGAAAAGAGACACACAGCCUUCAAACACAUCGUCAUCAUGCUGAUUCUCCUCGCUGGCAUCUUUCUCCUUCACAUUAUAGGCAUCGUCCUCCUCCUGGUGGCCACCAUUGACAAUGCCUGGUGGGUGACUGAAACGGUGUCCACUGAUGUGUGGGCCCGGUGGCUACUUCAAAACGGAGUGUGGAACUACACCGCCCUUCCCACAGGUUCAUUCUACCCAGAGGAUUACCUCCAGGCAGUGCAGGCCAGCUCAGUGCUGGCGUGUAUAUUCUCCGGCCUGGGCAUCUUUGUGUUCCUGGCUCAGCUCUUCACCCUCCAGAAAGGACAGAGGUUCACCAUCUCCGGCGUCUUUCAGCUCCUCGCCUGUCUGUGCAUCAUGAUCGCAGCCUCCAUCUACACAGACCGCUUUCACCUCGACGAGAGUUCUGGCUGGUAUGGUCACUGCUACAUCCUGGCGUGGACCUCCUUCGCUAUUACGUUCAUCUCCUCCAUCAUUUACUUUGUGCUACGCAAGAAGACAGCGUGAGACGGACACUAGAGCUAUCCAAACCAGCCCCAAACCCUUUGGCUGGAUCUACUCUUUCAGCUGAAAUCUGGUUUUUAGUCACGGAUGGCGUAAACAGUGUUUAUACCAUACCAGAUUUGUGCUGCUAGUGUAUAUUCAGCUACAGAUAGAACCUGUUGAUCCUCUCAAAUAUGUACCAGUGUUUGAUUGAGUCUGCUGUCAGAUAGUCAGGGUUUCACACUUUUAGGCUAUGUUCAUUCUUGGCGUCUUUUUUUAAAAGGUGCCAGCGUCUGUUUUACAUUUGAAUCCUACGGAGUAAACUGUGUUUUCAAAAAAGUCCUGAGUGCUUUUUUAAACGCCACUGUUGACUUUUUUUCUACAGCUCAGGGCAUCUUUUGGAAGUUGAAAAAAAAAAAAAACUACGUCAAGCGCUUUUUUGACAGCCGACCAAUGACAAGCGGAGUAGCCAGACCAAGAAAAAAUGGAGUCGGAGCACAGCGAGUUAUAUGAUAUGACCGGGUGCUCCCUGUACAGGGAACUCGCUUUGUUUUAUCUAACGUCAGUAGCACCGCUCUCUCUCUCUCUCUCUCUCUCUCUCUCUCUCUCUGUUCUUUCUCUAGCUCGCUCCGCCACUUUGUUUAUCUAACGUUAGCACCGCUCCACAUAGCGCUCUAAGAUACGUUAGCAGUAGCUGUUGUUAAAGCAACAAAAGACACACACACUUUUUGGAACCAAAAUGCUGCCAGCUUCUUUUUUUCAAAAAAGACGCUAAGUGUGAACAUAGCUUAGGAGUGUUUGGGAUAUUUCGGCAGUAAAAGGCAAGCUCAAUCAAUCACAGUUGUAUUUGAGUGUAUUUUCAACCCAGAGUUUGGGCUGGAUUUCCAAGGAUUAAGAAUAUUUUUGUUAUUAACUGAACAGAUUUUGCCUGACGAUAUAAAAUGCUCUGAUAAAUUAAGAUCUAUCAAUAUUUCCGCUAUUUUAACAGUAAAAUCUGUGGCCUUUUUUUCUUUUGUAAUGUACAUUUACAUAUGGAUAUUUAGUGUUGGAUAAAAUGGGCAGAGUUUAUGAUUUUAGUUUAUUUUUUUAUUUUUUGUCCUUGUUAUUUUAUUCAUGGAUUUUAUUUGAUGUAUCUGCUCUGGUUUUAACAUCUUUUAAUGCACCGCUAAUCAAACAGAGUGUCACUACAAUGUGAUGGCAUCGAUCGGCAAAGCUGUGCAAGUUUAAAGUCUUAAAAAAAAAACAUUCAUAUGUCAGCUGUUACAGAUUUGUGUGUGAUCUAAUGAGAAUAUGUGAUGACGUAAAAUAUAAAAUCAGUAAAAUAAUA